ACCGGACACGCCCAGCUCAGUAUACUCAAACAAAAGGCUGCAGAACAUUCCCUACUCUGGGUGUGGAUACAACAACACUCAGUACUGCUGUUUAAGCAAAUUGGAUUUAAACAAAUUUUUAAAGUGUCGUAUUGCUCGGAUGAUCCUCGGAUUGCUCGGAUGUUUCUCAGUCGUUUGAUGCAUCUAUGAAACUGUGGGAUAUGAGUGUGUUGCCAUAUGAAAAGUCGACUGGACCCCAAACAGAGGAGAACAUGAUGAAGCUGGUGAUUAUUGCUGUGAUCCUCCUCCUGUCUGUGUCUGGGGUCUCUGCUGCCUGUGGUGGAGCUGAGUACCUUAUAGGACAGGACUGCUGCCCCAUGUGUAGACCUGGUUAUUAUGUGCGGAAACACUGCACAGAUUUCACCAGCACAACAUGUGUUUCGUGUCCAUCAUCGUCCUACACUGAUGAACCCAAUGGACUUGUGUGGUGCAGAUCCUGCACAGUUUGUGAAUCCAGUAAAGGUCUAAGAGUGAAGAGGGCGUGCAGCUCCACCUCAAACACACUCUGUGAUCCUCUGGAAGGUCACUACUGCACUGACCCAAUCAAAGAUGGCUGCAGAGGAGCUGUUGAACACACAACGUGCUCACCAGGACAAUACAUCAAACAGCCAGGCACAUCGUCUUCAGAUAGUGUGUGUAGUGACUGUGUAGGUGACUCAUACUCAGAUGGAUCAUUCACAUCCUGCAGACCACACACACAGUGUGAGUUGCUGGGACUUGAUGUCAUAAGAUAUGGAUCAGCAUCAUAUGACACUGAUUGUGCUGAAAGAAAAAACACUGUUGCCAUCGUAGUCAGUGUAGUUGCUGUUAUAGUCCUUAUAUGUGGGGUUAUGGAGCAAGGUGAAAGCUGUAGUGUGAUGGCAGCAGUUACGUGA
Alosa sapidissima (American shad) is the source of this 914-nucleotide messenger RNA. Its product is annotated as tumor necrosis factor receptor superfamily member 14-like. The record is from RefSeq and is a predicted model, not a curated record. Gene Ontology annotation, molecular function: protein binding. The coding region runs from base 186 to 914 and encodes 242 amino acids. The transcript has 7 exons. Gene Ontology annotation, biological process: positive regulation of cytokine production involved in immune response; positive regulation of T cell migration; defense response to Gram-negative bacterium. Gene Ontology annotation, cellular component: external side of plasma membrane. NCBI's taxonomy places the organism in Eukaryota, Metazoa, Chordata, Actinopteri, Clupeiformes, Clupeidae.